AUGCAAUUACUGCGUGGCGAUCGUGGAGAUACCAGCAGCACUUCUUCCAGGAGCUAUGGAGGUUUUGGACCUUCAGAGCCCCGGCUCUUCGAGUUCAACGAGCGGGGUCGCUCUGUAGCGCCCAAAUGUAUCGAGAUGUCCAAGCAGCACCCUGAGGACUUCCUCAAUUACCUCCAGCAGGCAUGGAAGCGUGACAAGAUUUACAUCAAAGAGAACCCAGAGUCCAUGUUUGAUAUAAAGGCCAUCAGAGUCCUCUGCCAAGACGGAAAAUUCAGACCCCUCGGAAACUCGUAUAUCCCGCUGCCCAAGCUGCAUUACCUCCGGAAUCGAUAUAUGCUCGAAGGAGAACCCUUCCCUUUCCUCAGACUGGAUCCACCCAUACGCUCCGAAGGAGGAUUUGGUCAGUGGAGAUGUCUCAGGGCCUUUGCCAAGUACCAUGACGACCUGGAUUUCUUUCUCGAGAUGUUGAUACGAGUACGACGAUCAAAAGCAUCAACCGUCGAGUUCCCCCGUCGAAUAUUGGAGCUAUACCUUCGGAUACAAGCAGAGUGUGAAGACUCAAAAGAUCCAGACGCCAGCGCCCACAAAGUCAGAUAUGCCUUCGAGAAGGAGCAGCUUGUCUAUGUCCAUCCGAUAUGGCGGCCACUCAGUGAGUGUCUAUUAGACGAUUCAUGUGAGAUAUCCAGCACGUUGUCCAAGUCACCCGUGUUUCCGGUUCCAGAAGAUUGGGACGCUAGCAAGUCUGAGCUUGCGUCUCUAAGAGAAUUCUACACCCAAACGCUGAAGCUUGAAAAGGCCAGCUACCGGACCAUUGUAGACGUGUUGGAAAAGCGUGACUUCGAUGCAGUCCUCGACCCAGCGGAUCUUUGGUUGACGGACGAACUUUAUCGCGCUUUGGACAAGAUGAGAAUGGAUCUUUCACCCAAUGAUGCUGCUGAUCUAAAAAUAGCAUUUAUCGAAAAGUCCAUCAUCGCCGUGGCUCCUGGAGAAACUGUGACAUGGCUCAACGCAACCGAUGUCUCUUGGUGCCCCAAGCUCGACAGCCCCGAAGUCAACGAUCUCAGCAAGCACUACUCUGAGCUCCAUGAGUUCUUUGUCGACUUCCUCGACAUAAAACAAAACGACUCGGGUCUCAUUUUUGACACAUUAAUGCAAGUCUCUUCAUUAAGUCCAGACUGCUCACGUGACGACACCGCAAGAGGUCUUUUGGUCGCCGUCAGUCAAAGGAUACCAGAAUACGGACAUGUUUUCGAUAAGGAGAGAUUUAUGCAGAGUAAUGUUUUCCCUGUGUCGACAUCGGAUGGAGUUUUGCUUUGUGCCCCCAGUAUGGAGUUUGUAAUUGCAGAUCGACAAAAUUUGAAAGAGGCGUUUGAAGGAAGGUUGAAUUUGUUGGAUUUUGAUCCAAAGACUGUUUGGAUGUUGGAUAAUUUGUUGGUUUGGGCUGGCCUUGAUCAGCGGUACUUGUCCCGUCACGUUGUGGAUCAGGGGCCAGAGGACGAGAACUUCAAGUCCAUCGAGCUACCCGAUGAACUCUCGGCUAAGGCUGAUCACAUUUUACGUAUUGCUGUCCACUUCAAAAGUCCUAGAACGACUACACCAAAAGCAACAUCUUGGCUUCGCGAAACUCUCGAUCACUGCGAAGUCCGACUCGCAUCCAGUUUCCAAUCACAACUCGUAUACCGCUCCGGCAGCGCUGAAAUUAUUGCUGUCAAUCCUAUGGGCGGUCUCGACAUCAAGGAUACAGUUGGUCUUACUGUCUACUCGGACGAUGAGAAUUGGGAAAUUUUCAAACAGACAUUACUCCCACGCCGACUGCUUGAAUGGAUAAUGACGGACCCCGAGACAAAUGUUGUGCAAGAUGUGCCUGAACAGGCGGUGAGCUUGAUGAGAAGUAUCAUCAAUGUUACAAAUGCUCGCGAGCAUGUGAUAUCGAGAAUUCUCGAUGCCGAGGGGAUAGUCGAUUUGGAGCUGUUACAGGCAUCGCCGUAUUGGCGGGUAAAUAGUGAACGACAACCAGAUGCGACAAUCACGACAUCCAAAGCAGACCAGUUUGCGGCAGCCAAGAUCAUCGACGACUCAGAUUCCACCCCCGCUCCAGCAUACAGCCAAGCCGGCCCCUCAUACAGCAGAGACGAACAACCCGCCUACAGCAAGGGCGAACCAUCAUACACUCAAACAGAACGAGCCUACUCGAACGCCGAGCCACCUUACAGCAAGGAAGACCCCGCAAAGCGAUCACCGCCGCCGCCACGGCCAUCAAAACCAGAUUCGCUGCGGGAUAGACUUCCAGUGUCGAAACGGGGCUUGCAGAGACGGGUUUCGGAAAAACAGGAUUGGGAAGGGGAUUUUGUAGCGAACGAAGCUACCUUGGUUGAUUUUACUGGAGAAGAUGCAUAUGGCAUAGAUUGA
Messenger RNA from Fusarium venenatum, 2409 nucleotides. RefSeq lists its product as uncharacterized. The record is from RefSeq and is a predicted model, not a curated record. NCBI's taxonomy places the organism in Eukaryota, Fungi, Ascomycota, Sordariomycetes, Hypocreales, Nectriaceae.